This is a messenger RNA of Ramularia collo-cygni, 324 nucleotides long. RefSeq lists its product as uncharacterized. The transcript has 3 exons. Bases 1 to 324 code for a protein of 107 amino acids. The record is from RefSeq and is a predicted model, not a curated record. Lineage: Eukaryota; Fungi; Ascomycota; Dothideomycetes; Mycosphaerellales; Mycosphaerellaceae.
AUGGACGGAACCGUCCUUCGCUCUCAGAUCGCCUUGAACGUAUACCUCCUCCGUGACGCCGUCAAGGUCGAGGGAGAGGGCAUGGACAUCAACCUCUCCCGCGACGCCGACGGCAAGUACACCGCCUGGGUGUUCAUCAAGCUGCCGGGCGGAAUCCCCCAAGCUCAUAUCAAGGGCGCCGUUAGCGACGACGCAGAAUCCGCCCUCGACUUCGAGAUGCAGGCUCGCACGGAGUUCGGCGAGGGCAGCUUUGUCUUGACCGCUGUGCUGGACCAACUCCCGCAGUAUCAGCAGCCAGAGCAGCCAGAGGAAGAAGGCGCGUGA